Neltuma alba is the source of this 1247-nucleotide messenger RNA. Its product is annotated as RNA-binding protein 42-like. The record is from RefSeq and is a predicted model, not a curated record. NCBI's taxonomy places the organism in Eukaryota, Viridiplantae, Streptophyta, Magnoliopsida, Fabales, Fabaceae. The transcript has a single exon. Gene Ontology annotation, molecular function: mRNA binding. The coding region runs from base 247 to 981 and encodes 244 amino acids.
ACAAGAAAAUGCCGCGCCGGUGUGAACCAAUCCCAGAAAUGAGCUUCUGAGAUUCCUUUUAACUAGCUUCUUCUGGGGUGGGAAUCAUUGCUAAUCCACGCCCAUUGAUUUUCUUUUUGGCCUUGAAUCCCUCAUCUUGACUUAAAUCACUGAGCAAGACCCGCGAAUUCCCAAUCUCUUCGAACCCUAGAUUUGGAUUUUCAAUUUCACGGCUUUUUCUGAACCCUAAAUUUUGAUUCCCUUUCCAUGGCUGACCCGUCUUCCUCAUCUCGGUCAUCCAAUUCCGGGCAAUUUGCCUACUCCGACGGCUCUUACUUCCCCAUGCCUUUCCAUCUGCAGCAAUCUGCUUCCGCGACGUCGUCUCACUAUGCUGCGCCAUAUGUAGCAGCGUCACCGGCGGUGCAAAUUCCUCCUCAAGCGCCUCCUGCCGCUGUGCCCGGCGUCUACUCUUACCCACAGUAUCAGCAGGCGCAGCAAUUAUUUCAACGGGAUGCACAGACAAUCACACCCGAGGCUCUUGAGAAUGUCAAAGCAGCCAUUGCUAACAGCGAGAUUGAGCACAAGGCAGAGACCAAAAAGAAAGCUAUUCCUCGUAAAGCUGCAGGGCAAUCAUGGGAGGAUCCUUCGCUGGCAGAGUGGCCUGAGAAUGAUCAUCGGCUGUUCUGUGGUGAUCUUGGUAACGAGGUAAAUGACGAUGUCCUUUCGAAAGCCUUUUCGCGAUUUCCUUCAUUUAACAUGGCCAGAGUUGUGAGGGAUAAGCGGAGUGGAAAAACAAAAGGCUACGGAUUUGUUAGCUUCGCGGAUCCUUCUGACCUUGCUGUUGCUCUUAAAGAGAUGAACGGUAAAUAUGUUGGAAAUAGGCCAAUCAAAUUGUGCAAGAGUAAAUGGAAGGAGAGAACGGAUUUUGAUGCUCUAGAUAAACACAAGAAGCAAUCUCGGAAGAAACCGAAACCUUCAAAAGUGGGUGUAUUGCAUUACUGAGCGCCCCGCCAGAACUUGGGAAACUGGGACUGCGACGACAUUAAACAAGUUGUAUUAAUCAUUUCGAUGUUUAGAAGUUCCGUAAUUUCUUGUCUUUUGCCUUUCUAGUUUCCUGUUUCAAGUUUAUGUGCGAUGUUCUUAAGCCGACUGCCCUUUUGUAACAUUUCUCAAUCACACAGAUGAGGUGAAUAUUUGAGAAUAGUAUUUGCAUUGCUUACUCUAAUUUUGUGUCUUGGUUUGGGAGGUUGCUGAUUUAGUUUUACCCA